Monomorium pharaonis (pharaoh ant) is the source of this 2356-nucleotide messenger RNA. RefSeq names its product high choriolytic enzyme 1. Bases 1103 to 2323 code for a protein of 406 amino acids. The transcript has 5 exons. The record is from RefSeq and is a predicted model, not a curated record. Gene Ontology annotation, molecular function: metalloendopeptidase activity; zinc ion binding. Gene Ontology annotation, biological process: proteolysis. NCBI's taxonomy places the organism in Eukaryota, Metazoa, Arthropoda, Insecta, Hymenoptera, Formicidae.
AAAAUACAAUUUUCCACAAAUCAGAAAAUUUACAAAGAACGUUUUACUAGUAGUAGUAUCUAACAAUUUAGUUGAAUAUAGAUCUGAAAAUAAUUUUGUUAGACGCUACUAAAAUAAUUGAACUUUCAAAUCGAUUGCUAUCAUGUUAAAAUUUUUUUACAACAACGCUCAUCUUGAAUAUUAAUUACUAUUUUGGUCCAAUAAAAUUAUCUUCAGAUCUGUAUCCAGCUAAAUUUUUAAAUAAUAGAUGAUAAUAGAUAAGAUAAUAGAUGAUAUUUUUCAAAUCUUUUGCGUCCAAUCUAAUUUAUUAUUUUAUUAUUUUUAUAUAUGCACAUAGCAUGUGGAGAAUCAUUCUCAAUUUACAUGAAUUUAACUGAGUACCAUUUUAGGAUUGAUUAUCGAAUGUUUAAAAAAUAAUUGGACAAUUAAAAGUAUGUUUUAUUUUUAAAGAAUCUUAUCAAUUUCUGUUAAAUACUUAAAAAGAAAGCAAAGUUCGGAAAUUGAAAAACAAUAUCUAAGAUUGCUAAAUUUAGUUUUUUAAUCAAUCUGCGCUUUAAUCACUGAUUAUUUUAUUAUUUAUACGCAGAAAUGUAAGUCAUAAACAAAAAUGUCGUCGACGUUUAAUUAAACUCCAAAAUAUUUAAUAAUUAUAUUAAUAUGAUUGCACGAAAAACGAGAAGAAAAUACGACAGAUAUUAGAAUAAUUUUUUAGAGCAAUAUUAAGUGUAAAAAAUAAUAUUUAAUUAUAUUAAAAUAUUUAGAAUACUUUAAUACUGCGACAACUUUCAUGUUACUAUACAAUAUAAAAUACCAUUUAAAUUUAAUACCAUAAAGUGAAUCAAAUCUGUUAAAGAAUCAAACCUAUUAAUAAAAGCUACUAUAUCAGUGACAUGACUUUAUCGAUCAAGAUUUCAUUGGCAAUUGUUAUGAGUUUAAUGAUCCAGUUUCUAACAAUGCUUCCCCAAUUUAAUUUACUCACGAUGUCGCAAACGUGUUACUCACCGUCAAGUCAUACGUGAAAAGAAUUCUAAUAAAUCAACUGUGAUAUAUCUGUAUAACUUGGAUAUAUCAGUUUAUCAUAUAAUUAUGGUUCACGCUGACGAUGAAACGCCAGUCCAUGUUUGUAGUUCGUUCAAGAAAGAUGCAGGGCGCUCGCUGUUUUCGUAGGUUGUUGAUUUUAGCAUUAGCGCUUUUAUUAGAUAAUUGGUUCGUCACGAACAUUAAUGCACAUCCGCAGCUUAUUAAUCAUUGGAUAAGACCACCACUAACAUCACCGAAAUCGAUGAAAACAGAAAAUAUCACUCCCGGGAUGAUUAGCUAUAGACUUGAUUCAUGGUCUCAAUACGAUAAUCCUGAAGAAGGUACAGAACGAGAAGGAGAUAUAUAUCGGUCAUUGAAAUCGAGAAAAACCAUUACGACGAAUGAAACUUUACUAUGGCCUAAUGGUAUCGUGAAUUAUUACGUUCAUUCAUCCAUAGCUAAUGAACCGACGAAAUUUAUUGUACUGGAGGAUGCAUUACGCACUAUAAUGUCGAAGACGUGCAUUAAAUUCGUGCGCGUUCAUGAAUACGCGAAGCUCCCAGCAAAUAAUUGGGUCAAUAUCACGGGUCACCGGAGGGGUUGUUUCUCCGAUUUGGGACGUAAUACGAAUCGACCUAAUAUUCUGAACCUAAACGUGAACGCAUGCUUCUACACAACUGGACACGCGAUGCACGAGAUGUUGCAUACCUUAGGCGUAUAUCAUGAGCACAUGAGACCAGAUCGCGACGAAUAUAUCACUAUAAUAUGGGAAAAUAUAAGAAAAGGAAAUGAAUUCAACUUUCAUAGAUUGAAUAAUAGUGUCGUAACAGAUUAUGGACUACCGUAUGACUAUGAUAGCGUAAUGCACUAUUCUAUGACGGCGUUUUCUACUGAUAGAGCACUUCCUACAGUAAUACCUACGACAUCUUAUGUAGAGAUUGGCCAAAGAAAUCACUUGUCGUAUUACGAUAUACAAAAAUUAUUAAUUGCUUAUAAUUGCAAUGUCAAUACUAACAAAUCAAAAAUUACCAAAAAACCAAAGAAACUUCCUAAUCAUAAAAAGUUAUCCCAACAAAAAAAGACAGUUGAGACAGAAGUGAAAUCACAAAUACCAACAAUUAUUAUAAAUAAUUUUAUCUCAAAUAAAUUAAGUGAUAAGAAUAAUGAUUUAGAAAAACUAGUGGACAAAUUUAAUCAAAUAAGUUUUUUAGGAUCUAUGCAUCCCAGUCAGUCGAAUUAUUCCGUGCCCUUGAGCCCAAUAUACUCAAAUAUAAAUCUUCAUUUGCAUAAGGAAAAUGAAUAAUAAUGUGUGUGUGUGUGUGUGUAUGUGUAAGAU